UUCGUUGAUCAUCGUAAAAGAUAUUCACGAUCUUCCCGCUCACUAAAGAUUAUUCUUAUAUCGUACUAUAUUAUGAUAUCGUGGUACGCGCCACCAUAUUAUAUGCGUAGAUAUAAAUAAUGGGGUGUGCAUCUUUAAACUUUUUCACAAAUGUAUUUUUUUGUUAAGCAGUUUCUAUAAAUCCUUUCGAUCAUUUUAUUAUGUUGUGUGCAAUUGUGUAUUAAAAAUUUGUAGAACAUAUCGGGUUAAUUAAUACUUUGUUGACUGUCAUUUGCUACACUCGAAUGAGUCGUAUAUAAAUUUGAAAAAUUUAGUGAUAGAGUGAGAUUUUACGAAGAAUGACAUAUAAAAGAUAAACAAUGUCGAGUGUUACUUUGUUAUUAUCAUCGAUUUUUUGUAAGGAAUUACAACAACAUGAACAAGAACAGAAUGAAAAUACUACGAUAAUUGGAGGUUAGGUUCGCGUUGUUCUAAAUAUAUAUAGAUUGUGCAUAGUACCGUUGACUAUUGUGUUAGACAAUAGAUGUGAGAAUGAUAGUGUAAUAUUAAACUUUGUACUAAGCACGUGCAUUAUGUCAAGUUUAAGAAGGUAAAUUGUUUGUAUGUUAAUGGUCAUGAGAUCCAACGAUCUUUGUGUAUAUCUACUUUCUUACGUUUAUGGUGUGGUCCUGUCUUCGUUAACAUAAAUAUUCAAAACAUGGCAGAUAGAGAUUUUGACAUGGGUCCUGCUACGGAGAUGAUGGUAAAUGAUUUUGAUGAUGAACGAACACUAGACGAGGAAGAAGCAUUAGAAGGUAGUGAGGAUUCGCACAACGAGUUGUCCAAUUUACAAAAGGAAGGUGAUAUGCCUUUGAAAGAUCUGCUUGCGAUGUAUGGAUACGGAGAUCCCUCUACUGAGAAUUCGAACAGCUCAGAUCAAAUGUUACUUCCAACUGGAAACGGCGAUCCAGAAGGAGAGGAUCGAUAUUCGGACAAGGGUGACAAUGAUGCGGAUGAUGACGACGAUGACGACGAAGCUGACGCCACUAGCAACGAACCUGACCUUAAACAAUUUUAUACCGAGAUGCUAGUGAAAAGCAAAGAUUGCAAGUCAUCUGUGUCAGGACAUACAGGAAAAGGAAGUAACAGCGCGAAUACCACUGAUUGUGCUAAAAGACACCGAAUCGAUGACGAAGAGGACGAUGACGAAGAAGUAGAAGGAGAAGAAUGUCCACUGAUGAAUGAUCGCAGUGGCAAUGGAAGUACAGGAGUAAUGCAAGCAACUGGAAGUAGAAAUUCUUCUUGUUCUGGUAUUGCAUCGCGUGUUGGUUGCUCAACAGGUAACGGUGGUAAUGGAGGAGAAGGUAACAGUGGUGGUGCUGCUGCUGACGGAGGAGAAGAUGGACUAGUUAGUGCUAGUAUUGGUGGUGGUACUUCAAGACUUUUACGAAGUGUAUCACGACCGCAAAGUGAAGAAGAAGAAGACGAUUGUGAUUAUAGUCCGGACGAAGAAGAGUGGAAAAAGACAAUCAUGGUUGGUAGCGAUUAUCAAGCAGCAAUACCAGAAGGUCUUUGUCGAUACGAUGAUGCAUUGCCUUAUGAAAACGAGGAUAAAAUGCUUUGGGAUCCUAGCCAUAUACCAGAGGAGGAAACGGAAGAGUUCUUAGAACGAGCGCAAUUGCCAGCAAUGAAAACAGGCUCGUUACCCGCAGGUUCUCACAUCAGAGACGACGAACAAGCCUUAUAUCUGUUAUUGCAAUGUGGUUACAACUUAGAAGAAGCAUUACGAAGACGUAGAAUGAAUGUUAUUCCGUCGACAGAUGCUGUUAGUUUGUGGUCAGAAGAAGAAUGUCAUAAUUUUGAAUCCGGUUUAAGAAGUUACGGAAAAGACUUUCAUCUUAUUCAAAGGAAUAAGGUGAGAACAAGAUCCGUCGGAGAAUUAGUGCAGUUUUAUUAUUUAUGGAAAAAGACAGAGAGACACGAUAUAUUCACGUAUAAGGCUCGUUUAGAGAAGAAAAAAUAUGCUUUACAUCCUGGUAUCACCAGGGACUAUAUGGACCGAUUUCUCGAGGAACAAGAGGGUGUUCGUGAUCGUAGCAGUUCGCCGAAUGUUCACUGUUUGUUGUACGGCGAUGCGAAACGGCAAAGGUCCAAUGCCGGAACAACAAACAAUGACGAUUCGAAAUCUACGGAGCCUUGGGUUUGCAACGCUGCUGAUGCACCUUUCACGGAUAUGCUUCGGAUGCCUCAAUCGGUUACACCACCUCCGCCACCACCACCGCCACCACCACCACCGACUCCACUAACAGCCUCUAUGUCAGCGACGAUAUCAAACGCAAAUGCUAUGUUGACAUCUACCUAUUGUUCAUCGGCAUCGCGACAAUCCGAUUGCUUGUCAUCCGAAUCGAGUUGUGGCAACUCGCUUGCGUGGUCCAAUACAGGCACGCGAUCUCAAUCUACCUCUUCUGUCAUGGUGACGAAAAGCGUUAAUACAACCACCGCAAUGACUUUAACGACGACCGUAACGACGAUCGGUACGAUGAGCACAAUUACGACUAGUUCUAGUUCCGCCUCGACUACAACCUCCAACAAUUUUUAUCAUCAGCGAGUCUCAUCGUCAUCCAGAAGUAACGAUUCGCACGAUUCACCCUCACCAGAGCACAUUUUACCGCAUCUGCCUCCUUAGCGUCUAACACGACCCUUGGGUUCUCUUCGAGAAAGGUGGCGUAUGUCUUUACGUAUUCGGAUUGAUCGGACACUCACUCCAUUACUAUCGUCGUAAUAUUUGUUAGUAUCACGAAUUAUAUUUUUAUACUAUACCGUAAUAUGAUUAUCGAUCGUUCUUAGCGCGAGUGAGCCGGUGAAAUGUGAGACGAUGGCGCAUACUAUGUAAAGAAAGAUAUGAGAUAUCUUUUAUGGAAGAUAUAUUCAGGAGACAUGGUGUUCAUGCGAGGAACUGUGUAAAUUAACAGUUCAGCAUGGGUUUAUAAAUACAACACGUUGAAUUGAUACAAUUAUCUAGCUUCUACCUAUUUAUAUAUUUUAUAUUUUCUAUGUUGUUGCUGUCGUAAAUAGUUCAACACUUCGAAUUAAUAAUUCCUCUCUCACAGAAACUACAUUUCAUUAUGAAAUAUCUCUAGGAAUGUGCGAUCAAGAUUAAAUUACAGUCAAGUACGAGUAUGUAAGUUCAGCACGUUUAAGCGUACAUUUGUAAGUUGAUUAUCCCGACCAGAACGUCUAUUUUCACCUGGCACCCAACGCGCGAGAGUGCAGUCGCGUUGUACGAUAUUUCCGUCUGACCGAAAGAGAUCUUGUCAGACGUUUAUAAUGAACAGAUUAAACAAAAAUACUUCAAA
This is a messenger RNA of Vespula pensylvanica (western yellowjacket), 3335 nucleotides long. Its product is annotated as mesoderm induction early response protein 1. Bases 698 to 2665 code for a protein of 655 amino acids. Gene Ontology annotation, biological process: negative regulation of transcription by RNA polymerase II. The record is from RefSeq and is a predicted model, not a curated record. The transcript has 5 exons. Gene Ontology annotation, cellular component: nucleoplasm. Lineage: Eukaryota; Metazoa; Arthropoda; Insecta; Hymenoptera; Vespidae. Gene Ontology annotation, molecular function: histone deacetylase binding; transcription corepressor activity.